This is a messenger RNA of Amorphotheca resinae ATCC 22711, 2385 nucleotides long. RefSeq lists its product as hypothetical. The record is from RefSeq and is a predicted model, not a curated record. Lineage: Eukaryota; Fungi; Ascomycota; Leotiomycetes; Helotiales; Amorphothecaceae. The transcript has 6 exons. Gene Ontology annotation, molecular function: DNA binding; zinc ion binding; DNA-binding transcription factor activity, RNA polymerase II-specific. Gene Ontology annotation, biological process: regulation of DNA-templated transcription; DNA-templated transcription. The coding region runs from base 176 to 2242 and encodes 688 amino acids.
CUUUAUCAUAAGGAUCCACCUUUGACCAAACGCUUCCCUCCAAACUUCCGGCUUUUUCCGCUCGCUGAACUGAAGCCUUAUCAGCCUUAGGUCUAGCUACCUUGACAACCUGCUUUCGUCUGAAAUUGAUGGUUAUACGAUUAAGAAAUAACAACACACUCCGAUUCUGGAUUAUAUGGACGCCCAGGCGCAUCAGGCUGUCGACGAGUCCCGUAAGAGAGUAAAGAUCGCAUGCGAAGGAUGUAGAAAGAAUAAACGGAAGUGCAAUGGCCAACUGCCAGCAUGUGCACUGUGCGAGAAGUCUGGGAAACAGUGUAUAUAUCCUCCAGAGACUUCAGUUAAGAAACGCAAAUACUGGGAUGAGGAAUAUGUCCACAGUCUUGAGGAUCAAAUUGCAACCCUAAAGACCUUACUGGCCGAGUCCAGCCGCAAAGAGGCUUAUGAGGCCAUCAGUAGUCAUGAGGAGAAUAGGCUCAGGGAUGUUUAUAGUACUAGUAUGUCCACAUCAGAUAUGGCUGCCUCCAAUGAUUCUGGUCACGGAAAACAAAUCCUCUUGGACGAGGCUGAAGAUCCCUCAACCCCUCCUAUCAUAGUCCACAGAUCGCAGACUGCGAUGGACGAACUCGGAUCACUGAUGCUGUCGAUGGGUAUUGAAGAUCGAGGAGAGCCGUCCUUCAUAAUCCCGAUGGGACGGAGUAUCCUCUCAGAGAAUAGCGAAGCUGUCAUAGCGGGGGUUAAAAAUCCAGUUAACUUUCCUGAGGUUAAAGAUCCCCUCCGAAAGUAUCUCAACGACGCAAACCUUCGCCAGCAUCUUUUGGAGUGCUUUAUGAAGUACUAUAACCCUUACCAUCAAUAUCUGGAUACCAAGAAGUCCGAAGACAUCGUACUUGGUGACCAGGUUACCCAAUCGAUAGAGCUGUGUUUUCGGAACUGUGCUCUAUUCGCCGUCGCCUGCCAUUUUUCUCCACUGCCCGACUCGCUGCGUAUAGCGAGUGAAUUCGCCAGCUACGCAGAGCAGCUUUCCUUGCACUGCCUUAGAUAUGUUCCGUGUGAAGCUGUGGUUCAGGGCUUGUCGCUCUUAGCUUGGCGCGAACUUGUGUUGGGUAAUGAUAGUAUGGGCUAUAAUCUGAACUCUAUGGCAACGGGACUCGCAUUGCAACUAGGGUUACAUAUAACUGCACGUGAUAAUCCAGCGCAACAGCUCGCAGGGCCUCGUUCAGGCGUAUUAUCGCGGAGGAUUCGGACUUUCUGGGCUUACUUCUCUGUUGAAAGGUUUGCGAACCAUACUCUAGGCAUGAACUGCACCAUGCCAUUUGGACGCGUCAAGCUUCCUGGUUUUAUAGCUAUAGUCGACGGCCAAGAAACUAUCGACGAAUUGUCCUUUUACAGGCAAGGCCAACUAUGGCACCUAUGGGAUUCUUUAAUGGAUCAAAUCUAUGCAUUCGGCUGGGACGAGCUCUCCGAUGCUGAGAAAAACAAAGUCCUGCUUCGCUCCCACGAGGGUCUGACAUCUUUCCGCAACAAGUUUGAAGACUGCCUUCAAAUCAGAAAGGAUCACAUGCCAGACAGCGUUGUAUAUCUUCAUCUUGCCUAUCACACUGCCCUCUUACUUGUCCAUCGGCCUUUCUUGUACUCGCCGCCAAAUAGUACAAUCCUCCGCUUCGCUUUGCGCUCUGUGACCAGUGCCGCUGCGUCAAUUUCGCGCAUUCUUCGUGCCUUUAAGAGGUCCAGAAUACAAGGUUUUAAGACGGUGUUACCACACAUCAUCAGCUAUAUAUCAAGCGCGGCGGUCAUUCAUCUUCUCAAUGCAACAUCGGGACAGACAGUUCUGGGACGCCAGGCCACGAGCGGCUUGAGAAUCUGUCUAGAUGCAUUGGUGGACAUGCGCAGUUCAUGGCAAGUCCGGGUUGAUAAAGUUAUACAGGUGUUACAAGAAUUGGCGCAUAAAUGGAAGGUUGCAUGGGCUCUGCCGCUGCCGCUGAGCUCUCCCUUACCUUUUUACAAGUCAGUUGUUAGGAGCGAUGGUGUCGUGGGUACUACUCAACUCCCAGGCACUACAAUUGCAGUGGACGAUAUGAGUGGAAAUGAGGCCCAAAUGGACUCGACUCUUGAUGCAAUUUAUGAGGUCGGGGCAGAUGUAGAAUGGGAUCCGUUGUAUAUGCAAAACGCGAUGGACCAAAUCAUAAUGCUAGAGAGCUUUCCAGACAUUCGCGGGCUGGAUUGGUUAUUCGGACAUGAAUAAUAUCUGGAUAUGACGGGGAGCAAUGGCCUCUGUACAUGUUUCAAAAGCCACUCGGAAUACGAUCUUAACGAAGAAAAUCCUGGUUUUAUAUAUAUGUAGUAUUGAGAGCCCAAAUAGCCAGAGUACAACUUGGCUUCCACGAU